Molecule: messenger RNA, 3853 nt
Organism: Culex quinquefasciatus (southern house mosquito)
Lineage: Eukaryota; Metazoa; Arthropoda; Insecta; Diptera; Culicidae
Exons: 3
Coding region: 59-3751 (1230 amino acids)
Biological process (GO): regulation of cardiac muscle contraction; protein localization to T-tubule
Cellular component (GO): T-tubule
Molecular function (GO): protein binding
Source: RefSeq, a predicted model, not a curated record
UGCUGCUAAAUUUCGUAGGGUGAACUCAUCGCGAUUGUUAUUUGCUCAGCUUAAAAAAAUGGCAUCGAACAGCAAUGAAUCAAACGAAUCUAGUGAAGGUUAUCAUGACCAAAUAGUCCAAUACCUGUUGCAAAAAGCCACACUACGGAGUGUAAAAUUUGAACUGAACUUGGAUAACACCCAAGCAGGGAAUUUCAACGCGUGCAGUCUGUUUUUGGAAGAAUCGAAAAAGUGGUAUUUCGUGCUGGCCAGCAGUGGCUCAAACUCGUCGAAAACAUUGACCGAAGAUGUGUUGUUCCCUGCGAAAGACCAUGCGAGAACAAAUGGAGAGUUUUCGUUGUUCAGCGUUUUCCGGUCGUACUGCGACAUUGAAGAUUAUUGGAACCAGGCUGAAGGCGAAAAGAAGUUUGUUCUGUUGACGAACAAAGAGCUGAACCAUUCGGAUGUCUCCGAGUGCACGGAGAUGGAUGAAAUCUUCAAAAUGUCUGAUUCGAGCAAGUUUCACACACUCAACACAACAAACGCAACGCUGAGACAGUUUGCGACUUUUACGAAUCGUGAGUUUGAAAUGGUUCGUAAAGCUAUUGUGGCCCUCUUUAUCGACGGUGAAAUGAGUCAAAUUUUGAAGGAUUACAAAAGCCCGCUGGCGCAGUUAUUCUCGCUGCGGUAUGGAAAGGUGAAGUUUGCUGAAAACUUUAGUGAGUUCAACAAGGAUCCCCGGGUGAGGAAACUGUUCAACCUGCUCAAGGAAGAUUUCGCAAAGAUCGAGACGGAUAUCGCAACGGUUUCCGUCGAAAGAACCAACAUGGAGGAUUUUUGGACCAUUUCGUCACGGAAUCUGGUGCUGCCCCCCGUGGUUGAUCGUGCUACUGUGAAACAAUUCUUCGACAGUUUAGUGAUCGGAAGUGCUCAGCCAUGUGGGCAGGAUUUGCAGAAGCAAACCAACAACGAGUGGCGGCUUUGGAUGCUCAGCUGGGUCGAGAGGGAAGAUUUUGAACUGCUGACUAAAAAUCAACUGGAGCAGCCUUGUGUCAGCUUCAAGAAGGCGUUUGAAGAAUGGGAGAGCGGUACUGUUGCAGCCAGAGGAAGAAAAUGUUUGAAUCUUGAAGAUGGCAUGCGAUUCCUUCAAUAUGUUGAAUUCGAACUGGACUAUUCGCUUCGGAACUGUACUAAACAAGCUUCUGAGGAGUUGUCGAAGAUCGAGCAACAGUUCAUUCGUCGUAGAAUAGUUUAUAAUAACCAAUAUUAUCCUCCAAGUAGAGAUCAGUACCUCUACCUUCAGGACACCAAGCUUAUCGAUCGGCUGUACAGCACUUUCAACAAUGAAAAGGUGUUCGUUUUGGAAGCUGAGCCGGGCAUGGGAAGGACGACUCUUUGGCGGUAUUUGGCCUUUUAUGCGCAAAAUAAGUAUCCAGAUUGCGCAGUAUUUUUGAUACAUUUGAACAAAUUAUCGAAAACAUUCGGAACAGACGGAACAGAGAUGGAAGAUUUGUUUAAAUGCUCUGACAAAAGAUUAAACGGGGGAAUCUUAAAAGAUGACAGUCGUAAAAAGUUAGUUUUUUUGGACGGAUUCGAUGAACUGAGUGCGCAGAAAACAUGUUUCUUUGAAAACUUGGGCGAUUUAAACAGAGACAAAGUAAUUGACAUCGUGGAAACAAUUUUAGAGCGAAACAAUACCAAAGUAUUUUUCAACUGUAGACAUAUUUUUACCAACAUGUUUCAACUUACCUUUAAUGUUAAAGCCAUGCAGUUGGAACAGUUUAAUGAUAAUGAGAAGAUUGAGUUUUUAAGCAUGUUUUGGAAUAUUUCAGAACAAAACAAAGCUAAAUUUGAAGUGUUUGCCAAACAUGUUUUAAGUAAGCUAAAGAAGGAUAUCAAACAAAAUUUGUUUAAAAUCGUAGAACUACCUUUGAUGCUUAAAAUGUUGGGUGAAUGGUACUCAGAAUCAAUUAAAAAGUUUUUGUCCGAAGAUAAAAAUACCAUUGAAGCUAGUGAAAAGCUAUCAGAUGUGAAUUUGUUCAAGAAUUAUGUGGAAAAUUCAAUUAAAAAUGCCAUACAUAAAGGAAACAACUUAAACAAUGUUGAAAUUACGACUGAAUACUAUCAACGUGACUAUCAAUUGCUUUCUGUAUACAAAAUGGUCCCAGAAGACUUGUUGAGCGAACUAAUUGAAUUCAAUCCUAAUCUGAUCAAAAGUGAGUCAGAAAUCACAUCAGAAAUACUGUGCAAUCGGAACGAAUCCAGCGUACUACAAGUUGUAGAUGGAAUCCCAAUGUUUGCUCACUUGGCUUUUGCUUCCUUUUUAUGUGCAAGAUUUUUCUACGAAAAUGUAGAAAAAAUAAAAAUUUCAGAUACAAUGGUAGAGAAGUUUGCGGAAUUUUUCGAAAACAACGCGCUUUUACGCGUAUUUUUCUUUUCAAUGGUUGAAUCCGAACCCAAAGAUGACCUGAUGCUAUUCGUCAGCAAACUGGGCGAACGCUCUGCUUUUUGGGCGUGUGAAGGAGAUUGCUUUAAUGUGGUCAACUAUUUAAAAAACGUGUUCAAGUAUAACGAAAUUCGGACCCCAUUUUACGGACGAUCAAUGCUGCAAGUUGCCGUUGAGUACAACUCGCAAAAGGUUCUCGAAGUUCUAUUGGAGUUAAAAGUCAACCUCGAUUGUGCCGAUUAUUGUGACGAAAAUCCGUUACAGGUUGCUUGUCGAAAUGGGCAUUUUGAAAUUAUGCAAGCCUUGCUUUCGAAGGGAGCUACACUUAAUAUAGUCCAGCGUGUGGCAAAUUUUCUCGGUUUUGUAUUUGAUCUUUAUGACAGUGGACAAAACACGAUUCUGCAUUACGCAGCUAAACAUGGCUCUGUUGAAAUGGUCCAGUUUCUGAUUGACCGUUCCGCUAGGAUUGAUGUUGAAAACAAUCUCGGUGAAACUCCACUGUUUUUGGCGGUAAGAAAUAAUCACCUAGCUGUUGCUGAGCUUCUCAUAAAAACAGGUGCCAACAUUAGCCAUAAGGAUCAUUAUUCUUCAUAUAUCCUACAUGCAGCAGUGAAAAGUGGAAAUGUGAACUUGGUUAAACUUAUCCUUGAUUAUGCAAGUAAUCAAAAUAUAGACAAAGCCACGUUUAUUGAUUGUCGUGACUACGCCAAAAGAACUCCUCUGCAUGUCGCAGUUCAACGCGACUUCCAAGAUGUGGUGGCUUUUCUUGUCUCGAGUAAAGCUAACGUCAACGCCAUUGAUAAAGAUGGCGAAUCUGCGUUACAUAUUGCAUCCAUUCAUGGACAUUUAGAGCUAGUUCGCUGUUUGAUUGAAGGCAAGGCAAAUCCAAAUCUGUUGAAUUCUUCCAGACAAACGCCACUUUACGUCGCGAUUGUGAGUGGACACUUGGAAGUCGUUAAAUUUUUAAGAAACAUAGGUCCGGACAUUCGGCGUAUCAAUCACCACAAAAAAAGUGUUUUGAAUGCAGCGGUAAAAUCUGGCAAUGUAGAGCUUGUAAAAUAUUUGAUGAAGCAAUUUCGCGAUGCUUCCGACUCUGCUAUCUUGUAUGCAGCAGAGUGGAAACACACGGAAAUAUUUAAAGUUCUUCUCGCACACGGUGCCGAUCCAAGCACCAGAGAUUCUGUUACCGGUGAAAAAGAUGGCAAAUAUGAGCUUGACACAUCGGGCACCAACAUUGUGUUCAAAACCCUUGGUGGAAAAAUUCGCGAACGAUUAUUUUAUGUACGAGGUCGGUCAAACUCUGACGAAAGUAGUACAUCGAACUGAAAAUCUUCAAUUUUUAAAUCACAAUUUAGAUAACAUGAAUGUACACACAGCAAAAAAUGCGAUGGUUAAAUCGCAUGCAAAGGCAUGCACAUCACCUUCAUC